This is a messenger RNA of Halichondria panicea, 581 nucleotides long. Its product is annotated as acyl-coenzyme A thioesterase 13-like. Lineage: Eukaryota; Metazoa; Porifera; Demospongiae; Suberitida; Halichondriidae. Bases 77 to 514 code for a protein of 145 amino acids. The record is from RefSeq and is a predicted model, not a curated record. Gene Ontology annotation, molecular function: fatty acyl-CoA hydrolase activity. The transcript is spliced from 3 exons.
UCAUUCAAUCAAAGAUCAAAGAAGCAGUUUAUUCAUAGAAGACUACACUGUACUAGCUGGCCUUCGAUUUCAGGCCAUGGCUUGCUCAAAUUCCCUGCUGAAGAGUUGUCAGAAGUUAUUCAAGAUGAUGAGUGAUAGUAAAACCUUUGAAAAUGUGAUGAAGAAUGUUCAGGUGACAGCAGCAUCUCAUGGCAAGGUGGUGUGUGAAGUGACUGUAGAAAAGGAUCACUUGAACAGGAAUGGAGGCAUGCAUGGUGGAUUCACAGCUACCUUGGUUGACCAAAUAACAGCAAUUGCUGUGAUGACAAAAGAAGGGCAGCUGCCUGGAGUCAGCGUUGAUCUCAAUGUCUCAUACUUGAAUGGAGCUAAGGCUGGUGAUUUGCUGGAGAUAAGAUCAGAAUGUUUGAAGUUUGGAAAGUCAUUAGCAUUUACAACUGUGGACAUUCUGAGGAAAAGUGAUGGAACAUUGAUAGCAACAGGCAGACUAACAAAUCAUAUUAGUGGCACCUAUUAAGUCAUCAAAUUUUGAUGCUCACUCAGGCUCAUUGAUUACAUACCGCGGCGUAUUAUCAAGCACCAUA